This is a messenger RNA of Bactrocera neohumeralis, 1339 nucleotides long. RefSeq names its product trypsin-1-like. The record is from RefSeq and is a predicted model, not a curated record. Gene Ontology annotation, biological process: proteolysis. The transcript is spliced from 2 exons. NCBI's taxonomy places the organism in Eukaryota, Metazoa, Arthropoda, Insecta, Diptera, Tephritidae. Bases 1 to 1227 code for a protein of 408 amino acids. Gene Ontology annotation, molecular function: serine-type endopeptidase activity.
AUGUUUAAGAAAAAUAUCGUUUGCUGUCUGCUAUUAGCAGGCGCCAUAAUCGCUGUCACGGGUCCUACAGCCACACAAGCCACCUAUGAGGUGAAUCUCCUGCGUUUGCGUAGUGAACCUGCCGCGCUGUUGCGUCAAUCACAGAAUACUUUCAUACAGUGGGUGCUCUCGCUGUUGCCCAAUCGUCCAAAUAUAUUUGGUGUGCCACCUAGUACGACCACAACAUCGCCUGAUGGUUUGACCAGCACCACAGAACUGCCACCGGCACCGCAACCAGCCACCGCUACACCAGCACCCGUGCCGAGCACCAGCACUACGUUGGAGCCCACAACACCAGCACCGCCGAGCACAACGGCAGUACCGACUACCAGCAGUACGGCAGCGCCCAGCACAACGCCCGCACCACCGCCGAUCGUACUCAAUCCGCCACGGAAUUGCACGGAGUGCGUUUGCGGCAUAGCCAAUACACAGAAGCGCAUUGUAGGCGGUCAAGAGACGGAGGUGCAUCAGUAUCCUUGGAUGGCUAUGCUGUUGUAUGGUGGUCGCUUCUACUGCGCCGCUUCACUCAUCAACGAUCAAUUCCUUAUCACUGCUUCGCAUUGUGUGUAUGGCUUCCGCAAGGAGCGCAUUAGCGUGCGCCUGCUGGAGCAUGAUCGUAAGAUGUCGCAUUUUCAGAAGAUCGAUCGCAAUGUCGCCAAUAUUACCACCCAUCCGAAAUAUAAUGCACGUACAUAUGAUAAUGAUAUCGCCAUCAUACAAUUGGACAAACCGGUGGAAAUGACCGAACUCUUACAUCCGGUUUGCAUGCCUACGCCUGGCAAGUCCUUCAAGGGUGAAACUGCUAUUGUGACGGGUUGGGGUGCUAUUAAAGUGGGUGGACCUACCGCUGAUACAUUGCAGGAAGUACAAGUUCCCAUCAUGUCGCAGGAGGAUUGCCGCAAAUCGCGCUACGGCGCCACGCGGAUCACAGACAACAUGCUGUGCGCCGGUUUUGAUGAAGGCAAGAAGGACUCUUGCCAAGGUGAUAGCGGCGGACCGCUGCAUGUAGUCGCGCCCGGUACUAGAGAACAUCAGAUUGCUGGCGUAGUAUCGUGGGGUGAAGGUUGUGCCAAAGCAGGCUUCCCUGGCGUCUAUGCACGCGUCAAUCGCUAUGGCACAUGGAUUAAGACCGUCACAAGAAAUGCUUGCCUUUGUCAUUCGGAAACCAAGAAGAUAAAGAAAUUUUAAUUGUUUCGGUGGUAUUAACGUUAAAGGACAAUGUAGAGAGCGCGAGGCACUGCAGAAUUUCUCAGACGGGAGCUUUCAUAUAUGUAUACGUAUUUAUGUAUUUGGGUCACUU